AUGUCGAGUUCUCGCUGCCUGGCAGCCUCCUCUCUCCAGACGAAGAACAAGUCCCAGUCGGAUGUGUCCAUGGUUCAUCCAGUCAAAGUUGACAGAGAUGGACAGUUUCUCUCCCACUCUCUAGCACACGGCUUUGAGCGCGUGCGGCACAAGCGAGACUUGGGGCCUUUGGAGGGACGCGUUUAUUAUAAGGUGACCUACAAAGGUCGCAAUUUGGUUUUUAAUCUAACAGUCAACAACUAUUUGGUGUCGAACAAAUAUGUUCUGGAGCGGCGAAACGGCAGUCUGAACCGGACUGAGCACCGUACCACAGGGGAGAACGCGUGCCACCUGAUCGGCACCGUGACGGAUCCUACUAAUGCGCGCGGGACAGCCGCCAUCAGCACUUGUGAAGGCUUGAAAGGUCUCUUUACCUUGCCUGAAGGACCCCACUUCAUUCAGCCAGUCCAGGGGUCCACUGAUGGGGCUGUCGAAAGAGAGGGACCAGAGCCCCAUGUGGUCUAUCCCAGCGUAACCACGGCACCACACAGAUACCGACGCAGCUCUGAGGCCCGGGACACACACAGCCCCUGUGGGGUCAGAGACGCACCAGGUGAUUCCCUAGUGGUGGAGAGGGAAAGAGAGGACUGGGAGAGGGAACAGCAGGAGGAAGAGAGGGAGAGGGAGGAGGAGACGGCUCAACAUCGCUCCCAACGCUCCGUCAGCAGAGAUAGGUGGGUAGAGACCAUGGUGGUGGCAGACACUAAACUGAUCGACUACCACGGCAGUGACAACGUUGAGUCUUACAUCUUCACCAUCAUGAACAUGGUGGCAGGGAUAUUCCAUGAUGCCAGUAUAGGAAAUGCCAUCCACAUCACCUUGGUCCGCCUGAUCCUCCUGCAGGGCGAGGAGAAAGGGCUGAAGAUCAUCCACCAUGCAGACACUUCUCUGGCCAGUUUCUGUGCCUGGCAGAAGAAACUCAACCCUCUAAGUGACACACACCCUGCUCACCACGACGUGGCAGUGCUGGUCACCAGGAAGGACAUCUGUGCAGGGCUCAACGAGCCGUGUGAGACCCUUGGUCUGUCCCAUCUGUCAGGGAUGUGCCAGCCUCACCGUAGCUGCAACAUCAACGAAGACUCAGGACUACCUGUAGCCUUCACCAUCGCACACGAGCUAGGACACAGCUUUGGGAUCCACCAUGAUGGUCAGGGAAAUGACUGUGAGCUGGACGGCAGACAACCCUUCAUCAUGUCCAGACAGCUGAUGUACGACACCUCCCCACUUACCUGGUCCUCCUGCUCCAAAGACUACAUCACACGCUUCCUAGAUCGUGGUUGGGGCUUCUGUCUGGACGACCGUCCCUCAAAGAGGGGUAUGACCACCCCACUGGCCCGUCUGGGGGUCCGCUACACCACACAGCACCAGUGUCAACUACAGUACGGCCCCAAUGCCACCUACUGCCACGAAAUCAACAAUGUGUGCCAGAUCCUGUGGUGUUCAGUGAAUGGGUCCUGUCGUUCUAAACUGGACUCCCCCAUAGAUGGCACUAGCUGUGGCCCUGAGAAGUGGUGUAUCUCAGGGGAGUGUGUUAUCGUAGGGAAGCUACCGGAGACAGUGAAUGGGAACUGGGGACAGUGGAGUAGCUGGUCUCACUGUUCCAGGACAUGUGGGGCCGGGGUGCAGUCUGCUCACAGGGAGUGUAACCACCCCAAACCAGAGUUUGGUGGGAAGUACUGUACAGGCGAGAGGAGGCGUUACCAUAUCUGUAACACCAAACCAUGCCAAAACGCCAAACCCACCUUCAGAGAAAUGCUGUGUAGUGAAUUUGACACAGUGCCCUACCAGAACGAACUCUACGAGUGGGUCCCUGUGGCCAGCCUAUCGAGUCCGUGUGAGCUGCAUUGUCGUCCUGUGGAUGAGCAUUUCUCUGAGAAGAUGCUGGAUGCUGUGACAGAUGGAACUCCCUGCUUCAUGAACAACAACUCCAGAAGCCUCUGUGUCAACGGAGUGUGCAAGGAGGUGGGCUGUGACUAUGGUAUAGACUCUAACGCUGUAGAGGAUCGUUGUGGAGUGUGUCUGGGCGAUGGUUCCUCCUGUGAGACUGUCCAGAUGACCUUUGAUGGGGGGGAUGGCUUCGGCUACGUGGACGUGGGAGUGAUCCCAGAGGGGGCACGUGACAUUGUGGUCCAGGAAAUGGAGGAGGCAGGGAACUUUCUGGCUCUGCGGGGUCAGGGGUCAGAGGAGUAUUUCCUGAAUGGCGAGUACAUCAUCCAAUGGAAUGGAGAGUACAAGGCAGGCGGAACCACCUUCUACUACGAGCGCAGCGGGAACCUGGAGAACCUUACCUCCCCUGGACCCACCAAACAACCGGUCAUGAUCCAGUUGCUGUACCAGGAAAAGAAUCCAGGUAUAAAGUAUGAGUACACCAUCAAGAGGAACCGCCAGACAGGAAAUGAGGUCAUCAAGUCGGAGUACAGGUGGAGGCAUGGGGCCUGGACAGACUGUAGCACCACCUGUGGGCUAGGUGAGCAGCAGCAGCCUGUCAGGUGUUUUGAGUUGGAGGUGGGCGUGGUCGAUGAGGCUCUUUGUGACCCAGAGAGCCGCCCAGAGGACCGACAUCGCAAGUGCAAGAACAUGGACUGCCCCGCCAGGUGGUGGGUGGGGCGCUGGCAGCUGUGCUCUGCCACCUGUGGUUCGGGAGGGGUGAGGAAGCGCACAGUGCUGUGUGUGCGCACGGUGGCCGGGGAGGAGAGGGUGCUCCACUCUGGGGACUGUAAACAGCUGCUCAAACCCAAACCUGUGGUUCCCUGCAACAGAGACCAGCUCUGUGGACCCGACUGGGCUGCGGGCAACUGGAGCAUGUGCCCAGUGACAUGUGGUGGUAGUGUGCGCACCCGGACGGUCACUUGCCUGACCGCACCCCCAAAAAAGUGUGACAUCAAAACCAUGCCUCGCUCCAAGUCGCUGUGUGCCCUGCAGAGCUGCCCAAGCGCAGGCCUCCGACGGCGCCCGGGACCACCCCCUAAAUACCGGCGUGUCUACCUGCCCAAGAGACCCCCAACCAGGCAGCCAGUUACGCACACCCGGGGCCCCAAAAGCACCAGCACCACCGCUACACCCGGAACCAGCACUGUUACAGUGACUGAGAGAACUGCAACCCCCAUCACCACCUCUACCACCAAGCCCCUCCAACGGUCCUCCACAGCCACUGAUAUCAUUGACGUCGAUAACCAUGUGGUGAAGAAUGGGCAUGUGGAGGACAAGGACCGGGCGUUUAUUACGACCAGUACUACUGAAACAGAGAACGGGGAGAGGGACAUGAGAGAGAAAGAAGAGGAGGAUGAGGAAAAGGAGGAGGGGAGUGCAGCUGAUUUUGUGUUUCCAGAUUUGGGGGUUACGUACACCCCGGGGUAUGACUAUGUGGUGGAGGAUGUGACUACAGAGGAGGAGGGGCUUACAGAUCUGGACAUUUUUACCACGGAAUCCUCUCUCAGGACCCCCAUCCAAUCACCGCCCACCGUGACCACCACCAGGUUACACCCUACAUCCACACCACACACAAGCGUCCCAACAACAUCACGUACAACCCAACACACAACCAGAGUACCCCUCACUACCUCCCCCUCAACCCCACAAACCAGCACUGCGCACUGGGCUAUGAACACCAGCCGCUACACCCUCACUCCCCCCAACACCACCCCUUCUAUCAACCCUUUCACCAAACGGACAACCAGGGUGCCCCACACCACCCCUAUACCCCGGGCACACACAGCGGGGAUGAGGAGUACACUUAUAGCCCCUUACCACACUACACAAGGACUGUAUCCCAUUACAGAAGGCAUUUCCCACACUAGCGAUGCCCCGUACGUCAGCAGCCCAACCCCAGAGGCCCCCGGCCCCACUGUGAGGAUCAUUAAAGGGAAGAAGCCCAUUGAGACCCCCAAGAGUGGCAGCGCUGCUCCCCGUUCUAUAAAGCCAGGCCCACAUUCUAAAGGGCCUGCCUCGGGUUCUAAAAGCCCCUCCCCUCAUUCAAAAGGCAAAGGUCAGGAGCAGAGACCAGGGAGUACUGUAGUGACCUUCGCCAGUGAUUAUGGUUACCUGAACGCCCAAGAGCCAAUCAGCAUGGAGGUGUUCUGGUUGGUGGGUAAUUGGAGCGAGUGCUCAACGUCGUGUGGCCUGGGGGCAGUGUGGAGGCCAGUGCUGUGUAGCUCACAGCAGGAAUCGGACUGUGCCAACCUGAAGAGACCAGAACCAGCUCGCACCUGCCACCUGCGCCCCUGUGUCACCUGGCUGAGUGGCAACUGGAGCAAGUGUCCGAAGGGGUGUGAGGUGGUGGGGAGGAGGCAGCGUGAGGUGCAGUGUGUGGACGAGCAGAAGGGACGUCCACUGAGACCGUUCCACUGCCAAGUCCUGUCCUCCAGGCCGCCCAGCACCCUGUCCUGUCGUCCCCAACCCUGCCAGCCCUGGAGAACCUCCCCCUGGGGACAGUGUUCUCGUAGCUGUAGUGGUGGAUUGAGGGAGCGGCUGGUAUACUGCCCUGAGCCGCAGCGCUGUAGCGCCACCCAGAGGCCAAACGACACAGAGACCUGCAACCUGCAGCCCUGCAGCUACUGGGACCCACAGGACUGGGAGGAGUGCUCUGUGAGUUGUGGCGAGGGGUUGCAGCAUCGUGUGGUGCGCUGUGUUGUUGAGGACUCCGACUCUGUGGAGAACAGUCUGUGUGAGCAGAGCAGCAGGCCUGACACACUCAGGAAAUGCCACAUGCAGGAGUGUCAGACUAACACUGGUCCGCUGUGUAGGAAGAAUAGCAUGUCGUCUCGGUUCUGUGACAAGCUGAAGCUGCUGGGCCGAUGCUCCCUCAGGUCCAUCCAGAAACAGUGCUGUAUCACCUGUAGAGGAGCUCUUGGGGGUACUGUGGCUCUGGACAGUUGUUUCCCUUAA
Molecule: messenger RNA, 4923 nt
Organism: Salvelinus namaycush (lake trout)
Lineage: Eukaryota; Metazoa; Chordata; Actinopteri; Salmoniformes; Salmonidae
Product: A disintegrin and metalloproteinase with thrombospondin motifs 12-like
Exons: 26
Coding region: 1-4923 (1640 amino acids)
Biological process (GO): extracellular matrix organization; proteolysis
Cellular component (GO): extracellular matrix
Molecular function (GO): metalloendopeptidase activity
Source: RefSeq, a predicted model, not a curated record